Verticillium alfalfae VaMs.102 is the source of this 1368-nucleotide messenger RNA. Its product is annotated as chitobiosyldiphosphodolichol beta-mannosyltransferase. Bases 1 to 1368 code for a protein of 455 amino acids. Gene Ontology annotation, molecular function: mannosyltransferase activity. The record is from RefSeq and is a predicted model, not a curated record. Lineage: Eukaryota; Fungi; Ascomycota; Sordariomycetes; Glomerellales; Plectosphaerellaceae. Gene Ontology annotation, cellular component: endoplasmic reticulum. The transcript is spliced from 2 exons.
AUGGCUCUCGUCAACCUCAUCACCUCCACGGCCCUGGUCACAAUUUUCAUGACCCUGGGCAUUUUUUUCUACGCGCCUCACCUUGUUGGCUUCAUACCCACACGCUACGUCCCUGCAGCCGAUGCCAGGGACGACCACAUCCAGGUCCUCGUCCUCGGUGACGUUGGAAGGAGUCCACGGAUGCAAUACCAUGCCCUCAGUGUCGUUAAAAAUGGAGGGCGAGUUGACCUAGUCGGCUACAACGAGUCACCUCUUCACCCACAACUCGUCGAUCAUGACCGGGCGACCCUCUAUCCUUUGCCCGAGCUCCCGUCAUCUGGGAGGGGUGUGCCACCUUUUAUGUCAUGGCCCAACAGGCUCCUUGCGAGCCGCUUGAACAUCAUCCAAAAACCGCCCUCCAUCCCGACCCUCCACCUGGCCCUCAUCAUCUCCGUCCUUCGAGGCAGCCACCUUCUCGUGGACUGGCACAAUUACGGGUGGUCCAUCCUGGCCACGACCCGCGGCCGCUCCAACCGCUUCGUACAGACCUACCUCGAAUACGAGUCCUUCUUCGGCCGCAUCACGCCAACGGCCAACCUCACCGUCACCGACGCCAUGGCCCGCCAGCUCCGCAAACCUCCUUACAGCUUCGAGAAGCCCAUAUUCACUCUACACGACCGCCCCGCCGACAUCUUCCAGCCCAUCCUCGACGCCACAACCCGUAGGAAGACCCUCGCCCGGGUCCUGGCCGCCGCCUCCGUCGCCGACGCCACGACCUUGGCGCCCCUGGUCGACGGCAUCCUGCGCGGCGACAUUCGCCUCAUCGUCAGCAGCACCUCCUGGACCCCCGACGAAGACUUCAACCUCCUCCUCUCGGCCCUCGUCGCCUAUGCCGAGGGCGACCGCGCCGAGACGCGGCCCCUGCUCGCCAUCAUCACGGGCAAAGGCCCGCAAAAGGCCGCGUACGAGGAUAAGAUUCUGCGGCUCACGAGCGACGGGCGCCUCAGCGGCAUCCAGAUCAAGACGGCGUUCCUGACUAUCGAGGACUACGCUGCGCUUCUUGCUGUCGCCGAUCUCGGCGUCUGCCUGCACAUGUCGAGCUCGGGCGUCGACCUGCCGAUGAAGGUCGUCGACAUGUUUGGCGCCGGCCUGCCUGUCGCGGCGUAUUCUGACUAUGAGAGCUUUGGCGAGCUGAUCAAAGAGGGGGAGAACGGGUGUGGAUUCGAGACGGCCGAGGAUCUCGAGGCGGUGCUGAGACGGCUUCUCAGCGAUGAAGGCAGAGACGAGCUCGCCUUCUUGAAGAGGGGGGCUGUGGAGGAGGGCCGGUUGCGGUGGGACACGGAGUGGGAUCGAGUCGUUGGGAGGGUUGUCGGUCUGGUCGACCCUUGA